Molecule: messenger RNA, 1178 nt
Organism: Octopus bimaculoides (California two-spot octopus)
Lineage: Eukaryota; Metazoa; Mollusca; Cephalopoda; Octopoda; Octopodidae
Source: RefSeq, a predicted model, not a curated record
CACCACCAACGACAGCACGAAAUAACAACAACAACACUUGCAGCACUUCACACGUUCGUGAUUAGCCAGCUAUCUACCUAUCCGCCAUGUUCAUUGGAGCGUGUUUAGUUACAAUAACCUCAUAAGAAAAACUAGCGUACUUUUGUUUCAAUCGAGAAAUGAUACGUGGGCAAUCAUUGGUGAGAUGAGUAUCAAGAGCCGUGGCCAUUAUCGACCUUUGUGGACAGUUUUUAUAUCAUUGGAGAUUAGCUACACCAGUGAACAUUGCUGCUACAAUCGGACGGUGGUCCGAGAAUCGAAGCCUUGUAUUGAUAUCUGGAGACAGUGCUGACCUCUGGUGUAGUUUUGGAAGCGGUACAUAAUGUUGGUGUGUGUAGUCACUUUUGAUACUGGCGGACAUUAUCGAUAAAAGAGGACGGUCGCCCCAGCAGUAAGUAUUAGGGAACAGUAAUAGUGGGCACUCCUAGCAUUGUUUCUCGUUAACCACUGAAAGCAUUAGGGCUCCUUCUAUCCACUAAAAAAGUCCAGCCAUGACUACAAUGCUGAUAUUAACCCUUACAACAAUUCUGGCCGCCACCUCGAAUCAGGAAAUUAAUGAAGCCCACUACAAGCGUUUGCCUCCUGGCUAUUCCUAUGGUUACCUUCAGGCAUCUCCAACAGAACAAUUCAUCUCAACACGAAAUCUACUGAAAUGUGCCGCCAUUUCUCUAAACAGCCAAUCGGAAUUUUUCACUUACAACAAUGUCAGCCAUGUUUGUAAGAAUUACUCAUCGAAAGAUAUCAUGACAGUCGUCAGCGCGAAUGACAGCAACGAGAUGUCCUUCUACAGAAAAAGUGAAUGGAUUAAAACCUAUGCCAUAUCAAUGGGAGCAAAUUCGUUGAUCUAUAAUUCCUUCCUCAAUAUAGGAAGUCCUUCAACUUGGAAUGUGGACAAAUGCAAUGGCACAUAUUGUCCAAAUUUCUUCCGACACCCAAUACUUGAUAUCUGGAACCAUCUACCAAUUGAGCAGGUAAAACUUGUGCUAUACAAAAACGAAACAGCUGUGGUAACUAUGGUCUUUGAUAGACGAAAUACAACCCUUGAAAACUGGUUCUCAGUCAAAAACCUGAAAAGUUCUCCAUGGAACGAUUUAACACCAGGCAAAACCAAUGUUUUCUCAAUCAAUGGAGCUUUGUAA